UGUCAAAAUCGAUUUGUAAGUUAGAGCAUCCAAAUGGAAUGUCAACAUUGAAGUGGGAAUGUCCCCUUGCAAAGUUUUCGGGCCCCAUGGAAGUGGAAGUACUUUCUCUUUUAAGUAUUAGGUAAGUUUCACCUUCGAAGUUCAUUCCGUCGACUGCGGCUGUAACAAAACGAGAGUGAAAGUGAGAACGACUGUUCGAUCGAACGUGAAUUCUAUACUAUUAUUAUCAGUAAUACUCGAAUCGACACGAUGGUUAAGUUUUCCGUCUUCCUGGUGCUUUUCGCAAUUCUCUCCAUUGUUGCUGCCACUCUGACGCCGAGAGCUCCGAAUUUCCAAUAUUUCGAAAGGCCCAAAUACAGAUACCCGUACUAUGACCAAAAUGGUGUUGGACGUUUGCUGUACGGCUACGGAGAUGACAAAUUGUACCAAUACAAAUCGUUCUCUCCAUUGGAAGGAAUCCAUUGAUGAUACAUACUAAUUUAGAGGCACAUCCUUACAGGACUGAGCCUGGAUUAUGCUCCAACCAGUUUUAGAUGU
This is a messenger RNA of Nicrophorus vespilloides, 537 nucleotides long. RefSeq lists its product as uncharacterized. Bases 250 to 465 code for a protein of 71 amino acids. The record is from RefSeq and is a predicted model, not a curated record. The transcript is spliced from 3 exons. Lineage: Eukaryota; Metazoa; Arthropoda; Insecta; Coleoptera; Silphidae.